CACCUCCAACCCGCGUUAGGCCUUGCAGCUGGUGGCAGCCCAGAGCUGACAAGCGCCCUCUCCGCAAUUUCCACAGCACAGCACCUCUCCUUUGCGCGGAACAACUUCACGAUUGCCCGCUGAUAUACCCUCUGUACCGUUCUCUCCCACUUUGUGAUGUUAUUAACGGUGUAAGCGACGUGUUUUUGGCCGACCCCCGAGCUGCGUGCCAUUUGAUUCUUUGUUGGAGAAGCCUCAACUGCGACUUGCCACCAGCUCUCUCCCACCUACCCACCACUACCUGCCCAAUUUUGAGCCCAGCAGAGAGGAGAGCAAGCCGCGCCGCGCCUGUGGACUCGCAACCUAACGUCAUUGCGUUGCUACUUCCAGUUCUCUCUCGCGAACCACACUGCCCCCAGCAUUCCCAGCACCCCUAACAUUCGCGCACUGCAAUUAGCAUCAUCACCAUUCUGUUGUCGAGCACACCCACCACCAUCGACACCGUCUUCUAGAGUUACAGAGCAAUCGUCAUAAUGGAUACGACCAUGGAGGAUGUCGGGCGCGCUCCCACCGACCUGCCACCCGUCCAGGUUCAGGAAACCACCAUCCCUACUCUGGAUGGUUGGAUCGAGAGCCUGAUGGCCUGCAAGCAGCUGACCGAGUCGGAUGUGCACAGAUUGUGCGAGAAGGCACGUGAGGUUCUCCAGGGAGAAUCCAACGUACAACCUGUCAAAUGCCCCGUCACGGUGUGCGGUGACAUCCACGGCCAGUUUCACGAUCUUAUGGAGUUGUUCAAGAUUGGCGGUCCCAACCCCGAUACCAAUUAUCUCUUCAUGGGAGACUAUGUCGACAGAGGUUACUACUCGGUCGAGACGGUCACCCUCCUCGUCGCGCUCAAGAUUAGAUACCCCAAACGAAUUACCAUCCUCCGAGGCAACCACGAGUCGCGCCAGAUCACCCAGGUCUACGGCUUCUACGACGAGUGCCUUCGCAAGUACGGUAAUGCUAAUGUCUGGAAGUACUUUACCGAUCUCUUCGAUUAUCUCCCCCUCACCGCUCUCAUCGACAACCAGAUCUUCUGUCUGCACGGCGGUCUUUCGCCUAGUAUCGAUACCCUCGAUAACAUCAAAGCUCUCGAUCGGAUUCAAGAAGUGCCUCAUGAGGGCCCCAUGUGCGAUCUCCUUUGGUCGGACCCUGAUGACCGCUGCGGCUGGGGUAUUUCCCCCCGUGGCGCCGGGUAUACGUUCGGCCAGGAUAUCUCGGAGGCUUUCAACCACAACAACGGCUUGACGCUGAUUGCCCGCGCGCAUCAGCUUGUGAUGGAAGGUUACAACUGGUCACAAGACCGAAAUGUUGUCACAAUCUUCUCUGCGCCCAAUUACUGCUACAGAUGCGGUAACCAAGCUGCGAUAAUGGAGAUUGACGAACACUUGAAAUACACAUUCUUGCAAUUUGAUCCCUGCCCUCGGGCCGGUGAGCCUAUGGUCUCUCGCCGUAAGGAACCCUUUUGA
This is a messenger RNA of Podospora pseudopauciseta, 1490 nucleotides long. RefSeq names its product Serine/threonine-protein phosphatase PP2A catalytic subunit (gene PPH1). Gene Ontology annotation, molecular function: protein serine/threonine phosphatase activity. Gene Ontology annotation, biological process: mitotic cell cycle. The coding region runs from base 513 to 1490 and encodes 325 amino acids. The record is from RefSeq and is a predicted model, not a curated record. Lineage: Eukaryota; Fungi; Ascomycota; Sordariomycetes; Sordariales; Podosporaceae. Gene Ontology annotation, cellular component: cytosol. The transcript is spliced from 6 exons.